AUAGACAUGGGAUUCUACAUCAUGUGCUUACCUCUUACGCAUCGAAUGAAACGUCAAGUGUACCUCCUUGCCUAAAUUGGACCUGCUGUUUGCUGUUCCACGACUACCCCUCUUCGCGUUCCUGCCCCUCCUCCAAGAUUGUUGGUAUUGGCGGAAUCAAAGUUUGAGUGGCCUUUGAAUUUUCACCUCCGGUCUCCAAUAUGCCUUUCUCCCCAAAGCCACAGAAAAGACACACACGUUAUAUUGCGUUGUCCUAGUUCAUCACAACCUGCUUGUAAACACAUAGGAACACGGCGCAAUGGCUCGCUCUCGACAUGACUUAAGCCAUGGAUGGCAAUUUCGAGAGACACCUGGCCCUUCAUCAAGUGAAAACCCAUGGCUUCCAGUACAGGUUGUUCCUACUCAAGUUCAUAUGGACCUAUUAGCCAACAAGAAAAUACCAGACCCUUUUCUGAAUCUCAACGAGUUGGAAGUUCGGUCACUCGCCGAGAAACAAUGGGCAUACCGAACUCAGUUUUCCAAGCCUUUGGGGCCGGCAUCUGAGCUGUCGGCGACGACGGAUUUGGUGUUCGAGGGUCUCGACACGUUUGCAACCGUCUGGCUUAACGGCACCGAGGUCCUAAAAUCUGAUAACAUGUUCAUCUCUCACCGGGUCGACGUGAAGAAUCUACUCAAGGACAUGAACGAGUUGGAGAUCAAGUUCGAUUCGGCUAUGCUUCGUGGCAGAGAAUUAGUUGAGGAGCAUUCUCAUGAGCAUACUUUCUACGUGAGGCAGACUGAGGUUAGCCGUGUACCCGUGCGGAAGGCUCAAUACCACUGGGGUUGGGACUGGGGUCCUAUACUGAUAACUGCCGGUCCUUGGAAACCUGUCUACCUUGAGCAGUAUGUUGCGAGAAUCGAAGACUUUUGGACUGAGUACGAGGUUAGCGAAGACCUACAGACUUGCUCAGGCCGCAUCAUAGCCAAGGUAUCUGAAGCAACCGGCCAGUCAAUCCAAGUAUCAUUAUCGUUGAAUGAAUCGAUUGUAUUUGAGAAAGACUGUACGGUCAGUUCGAGCGGCAUCGCGGAAGCAUCGUUCUCACUAGCUCAACCGGAACUCUGGUAUCCAUUCACCCACGGGGCUCAAACUCGGUAUGAGUUGAAGGCUAGUCCAGGAUCUUAUAAUACGAGAUCUAAGCGGAUUGGUUUCCGACGAGCUCAGCUCAUCCAACAGGAGGACGAAUUUGGAAAAUCGUUCUUCUUCAGAAUCAACGGCAACGACGUGUUCUGUGGUGGGUCGUGCUGGAUUCCAGCUGACAGCUUUGUAUCACAAAUCCCCGAGCAGCGAUACCGUGACUGGGUUAAGCUUUUAUACGAGGGUAAUCAGAACAUGAUCCGUGUCUGGGGUGGCGGCAUCUAUGAAGAUGAUAUCUUUUACGACGCUUGCGACGAGUUGGGAAUAAUGGUGUGGCAAGAUUUCGCCUUCGCAUGCGCAUCUUAUCCUACAUAUAAGUCUUUCUUAGAUUCUGUUGAGACCGAAGCACGGCAGAACAUCCGCCGGUUGCGGUGGCAUCCUUCUUUAAUUAUCUGGGCUGGCAGCAACGAGGACUAUCAAGUCCAAGAACGAUACAAACUCGAAUACAAUUACGAAGACAAAGAUCCUCAGUCAUGGCUCAAGUCAACUUUCCCCGCCCGAUACACUUACGAAUAUCUACUUCCAAAGAUUCUAUCAGAGGAAGACCGGUUUGCUAUCUAUCAUCCUACCAGUCCCUGGGGUGAUGGCAAGAUAACCUCAGACCCCACGGUUGGUGACAAGCACCAAUGGGACAUCUGGCAUGGCGCAAUGAACAGAUAUCAAGAAGUAUUCAGGCUGUCUGCUCGUUUCAUCAGUGAAUUCGGAAUGGAGGCUUACCCUCAUCUAGAAACUAUUCGCAGUAUGAUCACCGUCGAGCAACAAAGAUAUCCUGGAUCUAUGAUGAUGGAUUUUCGCAACAAGGCCAUUGACCAUGAGCGUCGUGUAGCAGCUUACGUGAAUGAGAACUUCACUGUCAAAUAUGAUCUUGCUUCAUAUACACAUCUUACCCAAGUCGUCCAAGCUGAGGCUAUGCAUUUUGCAUACAAAGCAUGGCGUCGGGAAUGGGGUCAAAGAAAGUGUGGAGGAAUUUUAGUUUGGCAACUCAACGACUGCUGGCCCACGAUGAGUUGGGCAGUAGUCGAUUAUUAUCUCGUGAAGAAACCCGCCUACUACGCUAUCAAGAAUGCUCUAAAACCAAUUAGCAUCGGGUUAUCGAGGGAAUACCAUGAUUGGACAUCCGGGCAUGUCGAUCCCACAGAGUCGUUCAAGGAUUCGAAGUUCGACUUAUGGAUUGUCAGCGAUCGGACCCAAACACUGCAAGCUAAUAUAGCAGUGCGAUUUAUCUCUAUCAAGACCGGCCAAGAUAUAAGGCAGCCGGUUAGACUCAACGGGGUGACUGUGAUUCCUAAUUCUACCACCGAAGUUCUUAAGAAUCAUGAUAUUACCGAAAGUAGCAUGGAAAAGCAGGAUAAGCUGAGGUCUUUUAAUAUUUCCGAAUUCGACCCUUACGUGAUUUAUGCCACUCUUACGAUCGACGACCACACCAUAGAUUCCGAUACGUAUUGGCCGCAGCCUCUUAAAUAUUUGGAUUUUAGUGAUCGCAACAUCACUGUCAGAGCUCUAGGAGAUGAUAAAGUCACGAUCUCAGCGGGUCGUCCUACGAAAGGGUUUGUGAUUGAAGAGAUGCAGGAUGUAGGUCUCAGCGACAAUGGGUUUGAUAUUGUUCCAGGACAGGAAAAAGUAAUUGAGGUGGUAGGCCCAGACAUUUGGUCGCUCAGAUACACCUACAUAGGAGCCCCUGGAGCUUCUAUGCCUUUGAUGGCCUAAGAUGUAACAUCCUCUUUACGGUGAACUCAACGGUGGGCUGGCAGGGGAUGGUAGGAUAGUUAUAAAUAAGGAAGCGGUAGAGAAAUUGCAAGACCCAAAAUGACGAAGGCAGCAACAUCAUACUACUACUUACUGCACC
This is a messenger RNA of Xylaria bambusicola, 3020 nucleotides long. Its product is annotated as family 2 glycosyl hydrolase. Gene Ontology annotation, molecular function: beta-mannosidase activity. The record is from RefSeq and is a predicted model, not a curated record. Bases 299 to 2881 code for a protein of 860 amino acids. Gene Ontology annotation, biological process: carbohydrate metabolic process; glycoprotein catabolic process. Lineage: Eukaryota; Fungi; Ascomycota; Sordariomycetes; Xylariales; Xylariaceae. The transcript has 7 exons.